Halichondria panicea is the source of this 981-nucleotide messenger RNA. RefSeq lists its product as uncharacterized. Lineage: Eukaryota; Metazoa; Porifera; Demospongiae; Suberitida; Halichondriidae. Bases 1 to 981 code for a protein of 326 amino acids. The transcript has a single exon. The record is from RefSeq and is a predicted model, not a curated record.
AUGGCAAUAGCCCAUUCAUUCCUGGACUCUUUAAUGUUCCUGAAACUACAACCAUCUGGUGAAGCAACUAGGGUCAAGAGACAACGUACUGAAACGGAAUCUCACCCUAAUUUUGCUCAUGUUGGUCUGGAGAUGAGGAAACAAGUGAUAUCUGCCUGCAGAAAUAUUGUGUAUCAAGAAUCGCAUCUUGACAAACUGCACCAGAAAUCAAAACUGUUGGAGGAGCAUAGAUCGAAAGGAACUGUCCCUAAGGAUAUUUUGCUACCUAAGAAAAAAGCUCUGUUUGAAGAUGGCCAAGGAACUUUGGACGCAAUUCUACAGAAUGCUCAAGCUUCUUUACUCCAACAUCGAACAAGAGAGACUACCAGGAAAAUAGUGGAAACACAAUCAAAGAAACUCGACAUAGAGAAGAACAUUCUCUCAGUCUUUGAAGUGACUAAAACUGCUCAGAUUAAUGCAUUGUCAGAAGGAGAUGAGUUCUCCCGCUCCAUGAUUGAAGCACGAUAUAGGAUGAACUUAAGCUUUUAUCAUAGCCAACUUACUCUGACAAGAGAAAACGCGUUUUUGAAAGCUACAAACGAAGCUGAUAAGAAGAAACGACAACUACUUAAACAAUCAGCUAUGGAUACUGCCCCCGAAAUGAGAGUGGAGGAUGUAAUUGAUCAGAGACUCAAACAGUUAGGCCUCAUCAAUAAAGAUAGAUCUAGGUCUAAAGCAAAGCUGAAGAGAUCAAUGAAGCCUACCAUCUUUCCGGAUAGAUCCUCGAGAUCUUCUAGAUUGUCUAGAAGUUCAUCUAGAAGUUCGAGAUCUAGCAAUUUGAGUGCUAAUUCGAGAAGAAACAGUCGCUCACCUAGUAAAGGUAUACUAAAGAAAGUGAAUAAAGUAAAGUUUGAUGAGACAAAAAACGCAAGACCCACCCCCUUCAAAUCCACCCCCUUCAAAGCAAGAAGAGGGAGAGGAAGAGGAAGAGGAAAGCAGUAA